Messenger RNA from Linum tenue, 336 nucleotides. The record is from the annotation of a GenBank genome assembly. NCBI's taxonomy places the organism in Eukaryota, Viridiplantae, Streptophyta, Magnoliopsida, Malpighiales, Linaceae.
AUGUCGGACGACCCAGGGUCAGGGGUGUGGGUGUUCAAAAACGGCGUGGUCCGGCUGGUGGAGAACCCGGGGAGCGAGGCGGGGACGCUCCCGAGGAGGAAGGUGCUGGUGCACGCGCCGAGCAACGAGGUGGUGACGUCGUACGCGGUGCUGGAGCAGAAGCUGUCGGAGCUCGGGUGGGAGAGGUACUACGACGACCCGGAGAUGCUGCAGUUCCACAAGAGGUCGUCGGUGGAGCUCAUCAGCCUCCCCAAGGAGUUCCACAAGCUCAAGUCCAUGCACAUGUACGACAUCGUCGUCAAGAAUCGCACCAUGUUCGAGGUCCGCGACGGCUGA